Molecule: messenger RNA, 2737 nt
Organism: Grammomys surdaster
Lineage: Eukaryota; Metazoa; Chordata; Mammalia; Rodentia; Muridae
Gene: Cntnap2
Product: contactin associated protein like 2
Exons: 15
Coding region: 224-2737 (837 amino acids)
Source: RefSeq, a predicted model, not a curated record
AGAGACCAGACCCACAGAGAGGGGAAAGCCAGGCUGCGCCUCCCCUGCUGCUGCCAGCCCAGAACUGGAACCUAGAAAGGGUGAGGGGAGAGGAAGCAAAGCAGGAGGAGCUUGGCUUCUUCUCGCAUCUGAGGACAGACCAGUUCCCUUCAAGAACCUCACAGAGAGGCAGACUGUAUCUCUGCAGCGAGCUUUCGGAGUACCACUGGCCCGGCGGCUAAGGAUGGUGAUGUCUCUGAGAGCAGGCUGCAGGGCAGCGCUCUCGCUCUGGAUUCUCGGCAGCUUCAUCUGCAGAGCCUGGACAGCUCCCUCCACGUUCCAGAAAUGCGAUGAGCCUCUCAUCUCUGGUCUUCCCCAUGUGUCCUUCAGCAGCUCUUCCUCCUUGUCCAGCAGCUAUGCACCUGGCUAUGCCAAGAUCAAUAAACGAGGAGGUGCUGGGGGAUGGUCUCCAUCAGACAGUGACCACUAUCAAUGGCUUCAGGUUGACUUUGGAAAUCGGAAGCAGAUCAGUGCCAUUGCGACCCAAGGAAGGUACAGCAGUUCUGACUGGGUGACCCAAUAUCGAAUGCUCUACAGUGACACAGGGAGAAACUGGAAACCCUAUCAUCAAGAUGGCAAUAUCUGGGCUUUUCCAGGAAACGUCAAUUCUGACAGUGUGGUCCGGCAUGACCUGCAGCAUGCAGUAGUUGCCCGUUAUGUACGCAUUGUGCCCCUGGACUGGAACGGAGAAGGCCACAUAGGGCUGCGUGCAGAAGUCUACGGCUGCUCUUACUGGGCUGACGUUAUCAACUUUGAUGGCCAUGUUGUGUUACCAUAUCGAUUCAGAAACAAGAAGAUGAAAACACUCAAAGAUGUUAUUGCUUUGAAAUUUAAGACCUCUGAAAGUGAAGGAGUACUUUUGCAUGGUGAAGGACAGCAAGGGGAUUACAUUACUUUAGAACUGAAAAAAGCCAAGCUGGUCCUCAGUUUAAAUCUAGGAAGCAACCAGCUAGGCCCCAUCUAUGGGCACACAUCUGUGACAUCUGGGAGCCUGCUGGACGAUCACCACUGGCACUCUGUACUCAUUGAGCGCCAGGGACGCAGCAUUAACCUGACCCUGGACAGGAGCAUGCAGCAUUUCCGCACCAAUGGAGAGUUUGACUACCUGGACUUGGACUAUGAGAUAACAUUUGGAGGCAUACCUUUCUCUGGCAAGCCAAGUUCCAGUAAUAGGAAGAACUUUAAGGGCUGUAUGGAAAGCAUCAACUACAAUGGUGUCAAUAUUACUGAUCUUGCCCGAAGAAAGAAAUUAGAGCCAUCAAAUGUGGGGAAUCUGAGUUUCUCUUGUGUGGAGCCCUAUACAGUUCCAGUCUUCUUCAAUGCGACAAGUUACCUGGAGGUACCUGGCAGGCUCAAUCAGGACCUGCUCUCAGUCAGUUUCCAGUUUAGGACUUGGAACCCCAGUGGUCUCUUGCUCUUCAGUCACUUUGCAGAAAACUUGGGCAAUGUGGAGAUUGACCUUGUGGAGAGCAAAGUGAGCGUCCACAUAAACACCACACAGACCAAGACAAGCCAAAUCGACAUCUCCUCAGGCUCUGGCCUGAAUGAUGGACAGUGGCAUGAGGUUCGCUUCCUGGCCAAGGAAAACUUCGCAGUCCUCACCAUUGAUGGAGAUGAAGCAUCAGCAGUUAGGACCAAUAGUCCUCUUCAAGUGAAGACUGGCGAGAAAUACUUCUUUGGAGGAUUUCUGAACCACAUGAACAAUGCCAGUCACUUUGCCCUUCAGCCAUCAUUCCAAGGAUGCAUGCAGCUCAUCCAGGUAGACGACCAGCUUGUAAAUUUAUAUGAAGUGGCACAGAGGAAGCCAGGAAGCUUUGCAAAUGUCACCAUUGACAUGUGUGCCAUCAUAGACAGAUGUGUGCCCAAUCACUGUGAGCAUGGUGGGAAGUGCUCGCAAACAUGGGACAGCUUCAAAUGCACUUGCGAUGAGACAGGAUACAGCGGGGCCACCUGCCACAACUCCAUCUACGAGCCCUCCUGUGAAGCAUACAAACACCUUGGCCAGACAUCAAAUUACUACUGGAUAGAUCCUGAUGGCAGUGGACCACUGGGACCUCUGAAGGUUUAUUGCAACAUGACAGAGGACAAGGUGUGGACCAUAGUGUCUCAUGACUUACAGAUGCAGACGACAGUGGUAGGCUACAACCCAGAAAAGUACUCUGUGACACAGCUCAUCUAUAGUGCCUCCAUGGACCAGAUCAGUGCCAUCACCAGCAGCGCUGAGUACUGUGAACAGUAUGUCUCCUACUUCUGCAGGAUGUCCAGGCUGUUGAACACCCCAGAUGGAAGUCCUUACACCUGGUGGGUUGGCAAAGCCAAUGAGAAGCACUACUACUGGGGAGGGUCAGAGCCUGGAAUUCAGAAGUGUGCCUGCGGGAUUGAGCGCAACUGCACAGAUCCCAAGUACUACUGCAACUGUGACGCGGACUACAAGCAGUGGAGGAAGGAUGCUGGCUUCUUAUCCUACAAAGAUCACCUGCCAGUGAGCCAGGUGGUGGUUGGAGAUACUGACCGACAAGGCUCAGAAGCCAAGCUGAGCGUGGGUCCCCUGCGCUGCCAAGGAGACAGUAAGUUUGCCCAGCAGCUGUGGCUUGCACUUUCUUAUCACAUUGAAAUAGUGUUUCCAGGGUGCUCAGAAGAUGCCAGAAAACAUGUGUGGUUUUCAAAAAUCAUCAAACAACACAAGCAGGACCAAUAG